AAAGUCACAGCAAAAUAACUAGUUAUAGAAUUGCAGUGGCAGAAGCGAAGUGAAGUGGGAAAGAGACAGAACCGAAAAUGGUUGCGACUUUGAGUCUUCCGAUCAUAGACCUCUCUUCUCCCCAUCGUCUUUCCACAGCCAAUUCCAUUCGUCAGGCAUGCGUGGAAUAUGGUUUCUUUUACCUUGUGAACCAUGGGGUGGACACCGAUUUUGUGAGCAAAGUCUUCGACCAAAGUUGCAAGUUCUUCUCGCUUCCGGUCCAACGCAAAAUGGACCUGGCCCGCAAGGAAUAUAGAGGCUACACUCCUCUCUAUGCUGAGACACUUGAUCCUACUUCACUCUCCAAAGGUGAUCCAAAAGAGACCUAUUACAUUGGUCCUAUAGAAGAUACCUCUAUUGCUCAUCUGAAUCAAUGGCCUUCUGAAGAAUUACUGCCAAACUGGAGACCUACAAUGAAAUCCUUAUAUUGGAAACUACUGGCUGCUGGAAAAAGUCUGCUGUCUCUGAUUGCCUUGUCCUUGAAUCUGGAAGAAGAUUACUUUGAGAAGAUAGGUGCCUUGAACAAACCAGCUUCUUUUCUUCGCCUUCUGCACUAUCCAGGUGAAUUGGGAUCUGAUGAGCAGAUAUGUGGUGCCUCUCCUCAUUCAGAUUAUGGCAUGAUCACUCUCCUAAUGACUGAUGGUGUUCCUGGACUGCAGAUCUGCAAGGAUAAAGUCAACCAACCUCAAGUCUGGGAGGAUGUGCCUCAUGUAGAAGGGGCCUUAAUAGUGAACAUUGGAGACAUGAUGGAGAGGUGGACAAAUUGUUUAUACAGGUCAACACUUCACAGGGUUAUGCCAACAGGAAAAGAACGUUAUUCCGUGGCAUUCUUCUUUGACCCGGCCUCAGACUGUGUGGUGGAGUGCUUUGAAAGUUGCUGCAGUGAAUCAUCUCCUCCCAGAUUCUCUCCAAUACGUAGUGGGGACUACUUGAAUGAACGGUUCAGACUCACCUAUGGUUCUGAAAAGGAUCUAAAAUGUGAUUUAUCCAGUUGAAGGACUAAAUGCCGUACUUAUUAUGGCUGGCUGCUACCACAAAUAUGAAAAUAUAUGCAGUCCAGAGACUAAUCAGAAAGCUUUUAAAUUAAUUUGCGAAAAGUGGUCUAUGAUUGUUUGUGACUGUGUUUACAUGGUUCUUGUCAUAUGAGAUCGAGCAUACUAUUAUUGUUUUUGACUUUUUGUUGUUGAUAUUAUGGUUAGUAGAAAACAUACUAUUUAAGCUGCAA
Molecule: messenger RNA, 1264 nt
Organism: Glycine soja
Lineage: Eukaryota; Viridiplantae; Streptophyta; Magnoliopsida; Fabales; Fabaceae
Product: 2-oxoglutarate-Fe(II) type oxidoreductase hxnY-like
Exons: 11
Coding region: 78-1034 (318 amino acids)
Source: RefSeq, a predicted model, not a curated record